AAACUGAAGGCUAAGUGCUGGAUGCUGAUUGGGCCCAGCAGCCAGCCAAUGGGAGAGCGGCAGAAGUUGAAUAUUCUACAUCAUAAGGGAACAAACUGUCAAAAACUGUCAGAAGGAAGAUCCAGCUGAAGACACAAAGAGUUAAGUCCAGCGCAACUCCAAGUCACAGUGCAAUCCUGGUAGUAGACUAAGAGUCCAGAAUUUGGCUGUGCACAUUGGGAUGAGAUAUUACAUGUAUUGAUGAGAUAAAAUGGCUCCCAAACCACCACCACCAGCAGCAAAACCUCCAGCGAAAGGCCCAGCGGGUAAGUCUGCAUCCGAAAAUCCAUCCAGUCCAGCGAAACCUUCACGGCCCCCAACCAAAUUAGAAUUAUAUCUCUCAGGCUACAAUUGUGCAACGAUCGGCGUCCUCUUGCUCUUCUGCCUAUUUUUGUACACCCUUUGGUAUAUCAGUUUAUGUGCUGUUGAAAGGGCAAAACGGGAUCCACUUCGGCAGGCAGUUGCCCAAAUCAGGCAAUAUAUGAUUUCACGGAAUGCUGAGUAUGAUGCCCUUAACGAUACCGAAGUGCUCCUGGAAGCUGAGAAGGUGGCAGGACAGUUGAUUCCAUGGGCUCAAAAGAUCAAAGAACUUCAAGCAGAGAUUGCUGACCUUCAUUACAAACUGAAUCACGAAUGGACGGCCUAUAACAACCACCUGUAUUUAUUUAAUUAUGAGUCCCUGAAUUAUGAUGACACAAUGAAACUAUGCAAUAAAUCGAAAUCUUUCUUAACUGAUAUUCAAGAUGACACAGAGGAGAGGUUCAUAGAACAGGCAGUUAGAAAAAAAUAUGGUAGUUUCUGGAUUGGACUGCGUUAUUGGGACAGCAAUUGGAAAGUGGAGAUUACUAAAAUUAAACCUCGUAAAACCUACUGGAAGUCAGGAAAUCCAGGGAGAGGUGGAUGUGCAAGAAUGACAACUGAAUGUAAUACACAUUUGCGAUGUUGGAUUAGUGCAGACUGUCAUCAACGGGCAAGAGGCAUUUGCAAGCAGAAACCUGAGAGCAAAUGGAUGUCCUAGCUCUUUACUGAACGUUGCACAAAAUUGUACUUGAUGAACCCAGUGAGAAAGAAAUGCCACUCGGUGAACCUGCCUCUGAAAAACAGUUGCCCCAGUCAGCCAGUGUGGAGACAUGGAAGAACUCAGGACUUUGACAUCAGCUUCCAAACACCUUUUCCAUCCUGCCUUUUCGGAGAUCAAAGAUACGGUCUUAUUUAGCAAAUUCAGGGGCAAGUAAAAAAGAAUGAAAAAAGAAA
Molecule: messenger RNA, 1293 nt
Organism: Crotalus tigris (Tiger rattlesnake)
Lineage: Eukaryota; Metazoa; Chordata; Lepidosauria; Squamata; Viperidae
Product: killer cell lectin-like receptor subfamily B member 1A
Exons: 10
Coding region: 251-1057 (268 amino acids)
Source: RefSeq, a predicted model, not a curated record